Molecule: messenger RNA, 745 nt
Organism: Capsicum annuum
Lineage: Eukaryota; Viridiplantae; Streptophyta; Magnoliopsida; Solanales; Solanaceae
Product: ADP,ATP carrier protein 3, mitochondrial-like
Exons: 2
Biological process (GO): mitochondrial ATP transmembrane transport; mitochondrial ADP transmembrane transport
Cellular component (GO): mitochondrial inner membrane
Molecular function (GO): ATP:ADP antiporter activity
Source: RefSeq, a predicted model, not a curated record
GCGUUGAAUUUUGCUUUUAAAGACUAUUUUAAGAGAAUGUUUAAUUUCGAUAAAGAAAGGGAUGGCUACUGGAAGUGGUUUGGAGGAAAUUUAGCAUCCGGUGGCGCUGCUGGUGCCUUGUCCCUUUUAUUUGUGUACUCGCUAGACUAUGCCAGAACACGGCUUGCUAAUGAUGCCAAGGCUGCACAAAAGGGUGGUGAGAGGCAGUUUAAUGGUUUGCUUGAUGUUUAUCGGAAAACCAUUAAAUCUGAUGGUAUUCCUGGUCUUUAUCGUGGCUUCACCAUCUCGUGUGUUGGAAUAGUUGUUUAUCGUGGUUUGUACUUUGGAAUAUACGAUUCGCUUAAACCUGUGGUUCUAGUUGGUAACUUGCAGGAUAGCUUCUUUGCCGGUUUUUUCCUUGGAUGGGGCAUCACUAUUGGUGCUGGAUUGGCGUCUUACCCAAUUGAUACGGUGCGUAGAAGAAUGAUGAUGACUUCAGGAGAAGCAGUCAAGUACAAGGGUUCAUUAGACGCAUUUUCUCAAAUAAUGAAGAAAGAAGGUACCAAGUCGCUUUUCAAAGGCGCUGCCGCUAAUAUCCUACGUGCUGUUGCUAGUGCCGGUGUGCUAGCCGGGUAUGAUAAACUACAGCUCAUUGUCUUCGGAAAGAAAUAUGGAUCUGGUGGUGGAAGUUAAUUAUAAGGUUAGAUAUAUCGAGUGACAAUGACGAAGAUGACCGUUUAGUCUAGCUUUUGAGCAGAGGGUAUAU